AUGUCCGAGGAAGUGAAGGAAUUAGAGAUUGUUUUCGAUAGCAAGGCAGAUAUCAAAGUGGCGCAUGACAGCAGUAGAGCGCCUGUCAUGUCCACGCGCGGCGUGAACAACCUGAACGGCGUGCGUGGCAAAUUGGAGGCAUUUGACGCGGUGUUGAAGGAUUCCUACCACCCAUCGAAGAAUCCCACUGGAAUUAUAAAUGCCGGUGUGGCGGAGAAUGGCUUGAUGAGUGAUGAGAUAAUAAAAUUCUACAACGAUAAUUUCAAGCUUGACAAAUUCGAUCUAUCGUACGGCAACGGAUUCAGCUGCUCGAGGGAGCUUGCAGCUGCAAUGGCCGUGUUCUACAACGACACUCUCAAGCCGGUCGACCAGAUCAAGCCUGAGCACAUAGUAGCAGGUGUUGGUAUGUCUGCCGUGAAUGGCCAACUCAGUUGGUAUCUCUGUGAGCCUGGUGAGGGUAUUCUCAUUGGAGCUCCCUACUACAAUGGUUUCGAUAUAGAGCUGCGAGCGCAAUCGCAAGUCGAGCCAAUCGAGGUGCAUUUCCCUGAAGAUGUCCACCCACUAUCGCUGGCCGGUGUGGAUGAAUAUGAGCGUGCGCUACUCAAUGCUCGCGCUCGUGGCAUCACUUCGCGCGCAAUCCUCAUCGCCUCACCGCAGAAUCCACUUGGAUGGAUAAUCACCCGCGAUGUUCUCAUCGCAUAUGGACGUCUAGCUGAAAGAUACAAUUUGCAUCUCAUCUCUGAUGAAAUUUACGCUCUUUCUGUCUUCAGUUCUGAUGAUGUACCUAAUCCGCCCCCCUUUGUUAGUAGUGCGUCGAUAGAUUGGUCGGCAGAGGGUGUCGAUCCGGCAAGGGUGCAUGUGUUGGUUGGUGCUAGUAAGGAUUUCGCCAGCAAUGGUCUGCGUAUUGGAGCGCUCAUCUCACAGUAUAAUGCUGACCUCGUCGGUGGGGUGACAAGCAGCUCGGUGCUAAUGAAGCUGUCAAGCGCGUCCGAGGUCCUCUGGCUUAGUCUCCUCUCUGAUAAAACAUUCCUCAACUGGUAUAUAAAUGAGAACCAGAGACGACUCGCCGGCUCCUACGCUAAAGUUACUAAGUGGUGCAGACACAUGGGCAUCCCUUAUGAAAAAGCUUGCGCGGGUUUCUUCUUUUUGAUCGAUCUCAGAGAAUUCUUGCCCUCUCGUAAUGACAAAGGAGAACUGCUGUCGAGCGAUAUGGAUAAAUUGGGCGAGUUGAACAAGCGCCUGAUUGGCAAUAAGGUCUUGUUUAAUCCAGGUACUUCAUACCAUCAUAGGACUGUUGGGGUGUUCCGGAUCACCCACACACUCUACCCCCACACGCAGGAUCUGGCGCUGGAAAGAGCGGAGGAGGUGCUGCUACAGACAAAAAAAGAGAAUGCUUGA
Molecule: messenger RNA, 1398 nt
Organism: Wallemia ichthyophaga EXF-994
Lineage: Eukaryota; Fungi; Basidiomycota; Wallemiomycetes; Wallemiales; Wallemiaceae
Product: 1-aminocyclopropane-1-carboxylate synthase-like protein 2
Exons: 4
Coding region: 1-1398 (465 amino acids)
Biological process (GO): biosynthetic process; amino acid metabolic process
Molecular function (GO): pyridoxal phosphate binding; transaminase activity
Source: RefSeq, a predicted model, not a curated record